Messenger RNA from Phanerochaete carnosa HHB-10118-sp, 807 nucleotides. RefSeq lists its product as uncharacterized. The record is from RefSeq and is a predicted model, not a curated record. Bases 56 to 721 code for a protein of 221 amino acids. NCBI's taxonomy places the organism in Eukaryota, Fungi, Basidiomycota, Agaricomycetes, Polyporales, Phanerochaetaceae. The transcript is spliced from 5 exons.
GCUAUUGUCCUCACCAGCCCUUCUCACAAGUCGCAAUACGCAAUUUGCAACCAACAUGUCGCAUGGCAAGCAGUUCACUUUGUUCACACACAAAGGUGGCCCCAACGGCUGGAAGGUCGCCAUUGUACUUGAGGAGCUCGGCUUGACCUAUGAAUCCAUUUACCUCGACUUCCAGAAGGGCGACCACAAAGCUCCAGAGCACACUAAGCACAACCCAAACGGCCGUAUCCCGACGAUCAUCGACCACAAGAAUAACGACUUUACUCUCUGGGAGUCCGACGCGAUCAUCGAGUACAUCGUCCAGAAGUACGACACAGAGAAGAAGAUCUCCGCAGCAACAGAGGAGGACCGCUUCAGACAGCUUCAGUGGCUCUUCUUCCAGGCCUCUGGCCAGGGCCCCUACUUCGGCCAGGCGGCCUGGUUUUCGUUCUUCCACCCGGAGAAAAUCGCGAGCGCCCAGGAACGCUAUAAGAACGAGGUCCAGCGUGUGCUUGGCGUCCUUGAGAGUGUGCUCUCCCAGCAGGAGUGGCUCGUCGGCGGCCGGUGCACCGUCUCCGACCUCUCAUUUAUUCCAUGGAACGACUUUGCCCUCAAUGGCUUGCUCGAGGGUGUGGACAUCGCUGAGAAGUUCCCCAGCGUCUCCAAAUGGCACGCGAAGAUGGCAGAGAGGCCCACUGUCCAGAAGGUCCACGCGACUCAGGCUGAACUCAAGAAGUCCUAGAAAUGUUUCUUUGCUACUUGUGGCCUCUUCUGCCAAAUUUAUCAUUGUUUGUCAAGUCUGAUAAUAAAUGCAUCUUAUGUUCGUCG